Messenger RNA from Mya arenaria, 831 nucleotides. RefSeq names its product GTP-binding protein Rheb homolog 1-like. The record is from RefSeq and is a predicted model, not a curated record. NCBI's taxonomy places the organism in Eukaryota, Metazoa, Mollusca, Bivalvia, Myida, Myidae. Gene Ontology annotation, molecular function: GTP binding; GTPase activity. Bases 1 to 831 code for a protein of 276 amino acids. The transcript has 2 exons.
AUGCAUAAAGCUGAGAUUCGACAGCAUACUCAACAGCAUAAUCAACCGAAGCUAUUGUUUUCCAAGUAUGAACAAGGGAGGUCAAAUUUCCACAAUAUACAAACGCCGUCAUUCCGUGUGAGGGCAGGGACGUCACCCAGACGGAGCACACGUAUCGCUAUCCUGGGCUCGAAGCAAGUCGGCAAAUCCACGAUAGCGGAUUGGUUUGUCAACGAAUGGCUGGCGAAAGAGUUUGUUUCCACCAUAAGCGGCCAUCACCUUCUCAUGACUGACAGUAUGACUGUAGAUCUGAUCGACAACGACUACCAUGACCUACCAUUUACCAGCGUCAUGAAGAUGAAUCUUCGGCGAGCCGAUGGAUUUGUGUUAGUGUAUUCCGUUGACGAUGAGUCUUCGUUCGAAUACGUCCGACAGCAGAGGGAAGAGAUCAUACGCAUUCGCGGACACCAUCUGCCGAUAGUCGUCGUGGGGAACAAAACAGACCAACAGACCCGCCACAUAAAUCCGGUUGUUGCGGACUGCAUUGUCACAAUGGACUGGGAACACCAGCAUGUGGAAGUGUCCGCGCUGAAGAGGCGGGAGCUACAGGUCGUGUUUGAGGUGCUGUUCACCCAUCCGGUGAUCAGGCAAAAGACCGGAUAUUGUAGCAUCAAACGCGACCGGGCCAAGUCCCUACCCAACUGUGAGAUGCCUAUUUCAAAAUCACGAAAGGGGGUCAACUCAUUUAUGAAAUUCAUCAACGUCUUGAAAAGGAAGGAGUCCAGCGACAGCCUGACACCAGCCGGUACAAAAAGCAAGAAACUGUUGAAUAGGAAGGUGCCAUGCAAAUAA